AUGGAGCCACUGAAGAACCUGCUGCGGAAGGGCGCAUGGGGGCCGGAGCGGAGUGGCGGGGCGGCCUACACCAACCCGGUGUGGACGGCGCUCUUCGACUAUGAGGCGGCAAGCAGCGACGAGCUCAGCCUGCGCCAGGGGGACCGCGUGGAGGUGCUGUCGUGGGAUGCCACUGUGUCUGGUGAUGAGGGCUGGUGGGCAGGCCGAGUGCGGAGCCAGGUGGGCAUCUUCCCCUCCAGCUACGUCUCCUUGCAGCCCGUCGGCUAUGGCGAGGCUCCAGUUCACGCCGACUUCCGGGAGCUGCGGCUGGAGGAGGUGAUUGGGGUGGGGGGCUUCGGCAAGGUGUACCGUGGCAGCUGGAAGGGCGAGCUGGUAGCGGUGAAGGCGGCGCGCCAGGACCCGGAUGAAGACAUCAGUGCCACAGCGGAGAGCGUGCGCCAGGAGGCCCGUCUCUUCGCCAUGCUGCGCCACCCCAACAUCAUCACCCUCAAGGCCGUCUGCCUGCAGGAGCCCAACCUGUGCCUGGUGAUGGAGUAUGCGGCUGGGGGCCCACUCAGCCGCGCCCUGGCCGGGCGCAGGAUCCCUCCCCAUGUGCUGGUGGACUGGGCGGUACAGAUUGCCAGGGGCAUGCAGUACCUGCACUGCGGGGCCAUCGUACCUGUCAUCCACCGCGACCUCAAGUCCAACAACAUCCUGCUGUCCCAGCGCAUUGAAGAGGAGGACAUGAAUGGGAAGACGCUGAAGAUCACAGACUUCGGGCUGGCGCGAGAGUGGCACCGCACCACGAAGAUGAGCGCAGCUGGCACCUACGCCUGGAUGGCACCCGAGGUCAUCAAGGCCUCCACCUUCUCCAAGGGCAGCGAUGUCUGGAGCUAUGGUGUGCUGCUGUGGGAGCUGCUGACUGGGGAGGUCCCGUACCGCGGCAUCGACGGGCUGGCUGUGGCCUACGGCGUCGCCGUCAACAAGCUGACGCUGCCUAUCCCCUCCACCUGUCCCCAGCCCUUCGCCCAGCUCAUGGCAGAGUGCUGGGACCAGGACCCCCAUGGGCGACCCAGCUUCGACUCCAUCCUGGCCCAGCUGACGGCACUGGAGGCCCAGGUGCUGGAGGAGAUGCCCCAGGACUCCUUCCACUCCAUGCAAGAUGACUGGAAGCUGGAGAUCCAGGGCAUGUUCGAUGAGCUCCGAGCCAAGGAAAAGGAGCUGCUGAGCCGGGAGGAGGAGCUGCAGCGGGCGGCGCUGGAGCAGAAGUCCCACGAGGAGUUCCUGCGGCAGCGGGAGCACCAGCUGGCCCAGUGGGAGCUGGAGGUGUUUGAGCGGGAGCUCACACUGCUCAUCCAGCAGAUGAACAAGGAGCCCCCCAAUGUGAAGCGCAGGAAGGGCACUUUCAAGAGGAACAAGCUCAAGGGGCGGGACAGCGAGAGGAUCAGCAUGCCCCUCGAUUUCAAACACCGCAUCACGGUGCAGGCCUCCCCCGGGCUGGACAAGAGGAAGAACGUCUUUGAGGUUGGGGCUGGGGGCUCCCCGACCUUCCCGCGCUUAAGAGCCAUCCAGUUGGAGCCCGCCGAGAGCAGCCAGAGCUGGGGCAGACAGGCACCACGCCGCACAGAUGAGGCCUGGAAUGGGGAGCGCCGCCCUGGCAAGAACUGGGGUCCCGGAUCCCCCAAGCCCUGGGAGGGCAGCACCCAAAAUGGCAGAAGGAGGUCCCGGCCGGAGGAGACAACCUGGUAUGUUGAGCCGGAGGAGCCCAAUCCUGUGGAGCCGGCCCCACCCCAGCCUGCCCUGAACGGUGAUGUCCUCUCUCUAGGCCCCAACGGGACCCAGGAGUCCGAGGAGCAGCGGGCACCGGCUCCGGAGCGUAUCAGCACCCCCAAACUCAUCCAGAGAGCACUGCUGAGGGGCACAGCACUGCUGGCCUCUCUUGGGCUGGGCCGGGACCUGUCACAGGCCCGACGGGAGGAGAAGGGGGAGCCCCCACCCGUGCCCACCCCCCCGCCUUCUCCUGAGCUCAUCCGCUUCUCCCCCAAGGACACACACUGCCCCACCUUGCUGGUGGAGCUGGACCAGGGUGGGCUGGCCCGGACGCCAGGGUCCACGAAGGAGGACCAGGAGGGGCUGGCCCGGACACCAGGGUCCACGGAGCAGGGCCAGGAGGGGCCGGCCCGGACACCAGGGUCCACGGAGCUGCUCAUCCACCUGGUCCCAGGUGGUGACAGAGGGUCCCUGACCCCCUUGUGGGGUCAGAGGUCACCAAAGAGCCCAGGAUGUGAGGAGGAGUGGAGUCCUGGCAGCAGGGCGGAUAAGUGGGGUGGGUCCCUCCCAUCGCCCUCAUCCCCCUGCAGCCCCCACUCGCCACGCCCCUCCCCACACACCAGCCUCAUCUCCCGGCCCCGCCCCUCCCCUGUGCGCAGCCGCAUCGACCCCUGGAGUUUUGUGUCGGCUGGGCCCCGUCCCUCCCCAGCCCAGUCCCCCCAGCCAGAGCCACGCCGGUGUCGGGCGGGGACCCCCGACUCCAGCAACCCCUUCAUGACCUCCGACCCCUUCUUCCACCCCUCACCGGGACCUUUUGACUCGGAGACCUUCGACCCUUUUGCCUCGGCGCCCAGAUUGACCGGUCUCUCCUGCCGCCUGGACCAUGGCCAGCUCAGUCCCUACCCCUCGCCCCCUCCACGCCUCUCCUCUGGCUUUCCUGCCCCUCUGGAGCAGACCAAAGAGACCCACCCCCUGCCAUGGUGGGUGGCCAGAUCCCCGCAGGAGGACAGCAGAGUCCCAAAGUGA
This is a messenger RNA of Emys orbicularis (European pond turtle), 2775 nucleotides long. It is a transcript of the gene MAP3K11, whose product is annotated as mitogen-activated protein kinase kinase kinase 11. Bases 1 to 2775 code for a protein of 924 amino acids. Gene Ontology annotation, cellular component: cytoplasm. The transcript is spliced from 10 exons. NCBI's taxonomy places the organism in Eukaryota, Metazoa, Chordata, Testudines, Emydidae. Gene Ontology annotation, molecular function: ATP binding; protein kinase activity; protein binding. Gene Ontology annotation, biological process: protein phosphorylation; signal transduction. The record is from RefSeq and is a predicted model, not a curated record.